This is a messenger RNA of Bombina bombina (fire-bellied toad), 1189 nucleotides long. It is a transcript of the gene VMA22, whose product is annotated as coiled-coil domain containing 115. Lineage: Eukaryota; Metazoa; Chordata; Amphibia; Anura; Bombinatoridae. The record is from RefSeq and is a predicted model, not a curated record. Gene Ontology annotation, cellular component: extrinsic component of endoplasmic reticulum membrane. Gene Ontology annotation, biological process: vacuolar proton-transporting V-type ATPase complex assembly. Bases 136 to 756 code for a protein of 206 amino acids. The transcript is spliced from 6 exons.
UGAAAGGUGAAUAAGAAAUGUCAGAGGCCGAUGAUAGCUGUCAUGCUGGGGUGUAACUAGAGACAGAGAGAGGCAUAUUGUCAUAUCAAACAGAACACUUGGCUUCUCUGCGGAGGUUAACCAGCUGACUACACAAUGGCACAGUCAACCGAUCCGGGGGAAAAACUCACUGAAGUUUGUGAGAACCUGGAUGAGCUUAUUCUGCAACUUAUGACAGAUUUGGAGAUCCUUGAUGACAAGCGGAAUACCCUGAACAAGCUGAUUGAGAAGGGAUGGUUCUCUCUUAUCCAGUCUCGCUAUUCCAUGGGGACUAAGUUUGUGUCUCCUCUGCAAUAUAAACCAGACAUGACGCCAUCUGUUUUUAUCCAGGACAGCACUUCUGAGGACGGGAACACUAGAUUUGAUGUGACUCGUAUGGACCUAAAAAAGAAAGACAGCCCUCCGGAAGUGGAGGAGAUAGGAGCUGCAGAACAGGGGCUGAGGCGCAGGAAAGGUGCCACCGAGACUCCAAAACUCCCCGAAACUGGUGAAAAAGACUGUGAAAGUGAGCGUCAGGGUUCAACUCCAUCCGAAAACCCACUGCAUUGGUUUGGAAUAUUGGUGCCACAAAGCUUACGACAGGCACAGACCAGCUUCUCUGAAGGUAUCUUGUUAGCAGCUGAAUUGGCUUCCUUACAAAGCAAUAUUGAGGAGACACAGCGUAAAUACCGCUCUUUACUCUCUGAGAAGCAUCAGCUUUCAGCCUUGAAGAGUUGACUACCUGCAAAAUGCUCAGGAAGUGUUAAAUGGACAUUAUACUAAAUCAUUUUCCAUGUUAUAAGAAAUAUGUAUAUUCUUUGCCAGAAAUAAUGUAACGACAAGGAUGUUUAAUAUUGAAAUGAAUACAUCCGUAUUCGUGGUGCACUGCCUACUGAUGUUCAUUGGCUGAUAUGGACAACUCCUGUUGUUGGUGGAGAAGGAACCAAGCUGGAGAAGAGAACACGGGUUAUUUCAAAAUAUAAACUGAAAUUUGAAUCAAAUCAUUCUCACUGAAUAGUUGUAGUAUUCCCAUCAGCAACAACAUCUGGGAAUCAAAUACAGGGCAUGUAUAAUACAAAACAAUGAAAUCUGCUGGGCGAGUUACAGCAUAAAAUUACAAGCUUGUGGUGUGUAUGUGUUUGUGCAUUAAAUAAAAAAAGGAAAGUAAAAA